CGUCACACAUCUACACUUCCCAAAGAUAGACCACUUCUCCAACCACUCAUCACUCACUCUCAGAGCAAACGUCUCUCUCUCUCUCUCUGUUCCUCUGCCCCUUCCUAAUUUCCUUCCUUUCCUUUCGUUCUGUGUGUGUUUAUUGAGAGAAAGCAAAGAAACAUCAUACAUAUACAUAUACACACAAGUCUAUAUAUAUAUAUAUAUAUAUAUAUCAUAUCGAGAGAGAGAGAGAGAGAGAGAGAGAGAGAAUGAAGCUGGGGAAGGGAAAGGGUGAAUAUAAGAAAGGGCUGUGGACUGAGGAGGAAGACAGAAUUCUCAUGGACUUCAUUGGGGUUCAUGGUAAAGGCAAGUGGAAUCGUGUCGCCAAAAUGACAGGGUUAAAAAGAGGUGGAAAGAGUUGCAGGCUCAGAUGGAUAAAUUAUCUGAGUCCGGGCGUGAAGCGAGGCGAUUUCUCAGAGGAAGAAGACGACCUCAUCAUCCGCCUCCACAAUUUGCUCGGAAACCGGUGGUCGUUGAUUGCGGGACGCGUUCCUGGAAGAACUGAUAAUCAAGUGAAGAACCACUGGAACACUCAUUUGAGCAAGAAGCUCGGAUUCAAGAAAGGGAUAAGCAAAGGCAAAGCUUCUUCAAACAGCGAAGAAGUAGAGGAGAAUCCUAGUAUGCCACAGGUUGCAAACUCAAAGAAGCUCACUGAACAUGAGGGUGGUGGAGCCACUGGUCCAACUGCAACUCACGACGGGUCUCAUGAGGCAACAAGGUCUGAUUUCAGCGCACAAGGGGCGGCAAUCAGCAGUGCCCAUGAUCAGAUGGGCUCGUUCUUUCCGUUUGUUUAUGACAAUAUGAACCUUUACACCCCAGACGUGAUAGAAUACAUGGACGAGUGCUCUCUCGAUUUUAUUUGGCAUGGUUUGUAAAAACUCCUUGCUAUUGUAGUCCCCUAGAACUAACUCACAUCAAUAAAGGCUUGCUCUAUAUGUCAAGUUUCCCCUA
Messenger RNA from Punica granatum (pomegranate), 993 nucleotides. NCBI's taxonomy places the organism in Eukaryota, Viridiplantae, Streptophyta, Magnoliopsida, Myrtales, Lythraceae. The record is from RefSeq and is a predicted model, not a curated record.